Molecule: messenger RNA, 5473 nt
Organism: Camelus dromedarius (Arabian camel)
Lineage: Eukaryota; Metazoa; Chordata; Mammalia; Artiodactyla; Camelidae
Exons: 15
Coding region: 1334-2155 (273 amino acids)
Source: RefSeq, a predicted model, not a curated record
GAGGCUGCGUUUGGAACCCGGUGUGGAGACGGAGGGUCCUUUAUCCUGAGUCCCCUCAGCCUAAUCACUGUAGCUGAGUUCCAACACCACCCAGGCCCCCAGGGUGGCCGUGGAGGGAGAGCAAGCCUGGCAGGUGACCCAGGGGUCCCACUGCUGUGCCCCUCCCUUAUCUUUGUUCCCUUUCACCCCGGAAGGUGUGAUUGUCUCAUGUCAUGGUGACAAGCCAUCUCUCUUCUCUGUCAGGUGGGAUCCCCACCCCCGCUCAGCCUUCUUUCUGCAUGGAUGCUGAAGGACCAGGCUCACUUGAAGUUCUGAGUUUGAGCAGUAAGGUGGAAACAAAGAAACCAAUGGAAACAAAGAAACAAGUCAUUGUGGCAAAGCUCCCCACCACAGAGAAGCUGCCCUGAGUGGAAGGGAGGGUGUGGGCAUGCCCAUUUGUUUCGUGUCUCCCAGUGCUCUUCGCUUUCUUAUUGCAGACCUGCAUGGUUACAACAAAAUGAUCUGCAAAACUGAAAAUAUUUACUCUCUGGCUUUUACAGAAAAGGCUGACCAGCCUCUGGUUCCCGUACCGGUCAACUGAUUGGAGUACCUUUCCAGUUUGGAAACAUCUGGGCAGGCCCAGGUUUGCAAAAUUCUUUAAGAGUAGUUAUGGAGUUUUGCUUCUAAACAUUUUUAUGGCUGUAUACUUCUGAGCUGAGGUUGUGCUGUGUAAUUCUGAGCCGGGAUUUUCUCAAACUGUUUCUUAUUUCUUAUACCGGACACCCCUAAAUUCCAAGGGGAAUGGGAUGUUAAGGAAGCCAUGGAGUUUAGGAAAAAGAUACAGAUUUCAUUUCCAUUUAAGCAUCGAUGUAUCUCCAUCCUAGGCAGUAUCGGUUCUGUGGUAUUGAUAGGGGAACUAAAUAGCAACCAAAUUUAUAGAAAAUAGUGGGUCAUUGGGUACACAAGUUCUUCUUUUCAACAUUUUUGUAGUGUUUGCAGUUUAAGAUGACCGUUCCUGAGAAACAGGCAGCCUCUUAGAAUAAAAUAGCAUUUUCCCUGAACCAUACUCAAUUUUUAUUUCGUAGACAGCAGGAAGGGCAAUCACACAUCCAACACUUGGGGACCUCAAAGAUAAAACGUAACUUUCUGGGAGCACACUCCCCCCGUCUCCCUCUGCUCUUUUCACUGUCCCAUUGUCCCUGAAGGCUCUUUUGUAUCUUCUGCUCAUGACUCCAGUAACUCUUCCUUCUCGUCCCUCAGCUGGUAAGUUUACUUUUCUACUUUGACCAAGCAAACUGAAGCCAACAGAAGAGAACUUUCACCAGCAACUCCCAGCACAUCCGCUCGCCUUCUGAUGUCUGUGACCUCACUCUCGCUGCCCCACCUCUUAUUACAGAUUGAACAGGAUCCAGGGGGAAGUACCAAGCCUGUCCCAUCGGCCAUCCUGUGUGUCAUGUCCUGUGACCCAGUGGAUGCUCAGCACCCUCCAGCUGAAGAAACAGAUUGCCUUAGGUACAUGAAAGGUGAGGACACCUACUAUCCCCAUGGAGCCCAGGUGGGGCUGGGAGUCUGCUGUUUGUACAGCCGGUGGGCUCGUGUUUCUUUGGGCAUCCCUGUGCCUGAAUUCCUGCAGUACACUCGGUGCCUGUUUCCUAAUCUGCAAAACUGGAAUGAUGUUAACCAUCCCGCAGUGCAUUCCAUGGUGCAUCCUCGCCUAGAAUUGAGUGGAAGCAAGUCCAUCUCAGAAGGGACAUACCUGAAGAGAAAUGGCUUUCCAGACUCUGAAGGGCAGAGAAAGCACCAGCCUGGGUUAGAGAAAGAGAACAGCAUCUCUGAGCCCGUCCUGGGUGACCUCACAGAGAUCACCCUAGUGGCCCAGGCUAGUGACCGGGAACAUGUACCUUCCUGCAGCCAACCCCAGACGUCCACUGAUGCAUCAUAUACUGGCAAAGAUCCUGGCCUGGGGGGGCGUUGGCCGCCGGAGAUUCGCCAGAUGUUGGACUCCAGCUUAACCACCGGAAGUGGGCAGGAUGUGCUGAGGGGGCGGAGGCAGCCGCCAAGGCAGCGACGGAGGGGGCUGUCCCUGGCCAGCCGGUCAAUUUGUUCCCACCUCAACAUUUGCUGUCCCAGUUUCGCAGGACGCCCUUCUCCAGUUUAUCCUUCUCCUGGGAGGUGACAUUUUAGGUUAUUGGGUCCCAGAUUGCUGGCACACUCAUCCCUGUUCUCAAACAUCUUUUAAACUUGGGUGAAGUGAUAAGUUGGGGAAGAAGAUGAUUUACUGAAAGUCUCCCGAGAAGAGAUUCAGACUGAACAGCUUUGUGUCGGACUUUGGAAGACCGCUGGUGCCCAAGGGGUUCUCUGGCAGCACAAUGACGAAUCUAGGUCCCUCUUUCACUGCUACGUCAAUGAAGUGGACCGCUUGGACAAGGCCAAAGCUGGUAUCCCAACCAUAGCCCUUGACAGUGAUGUUCGGCUCCAGGAAGCCAUCAGAUGCAGCAGGUGGCCAGAGGAGGAGCCGAACGGGCUCAUGAAAUGUGACACCCCCAGCUUCAUCAACACGGACCAGAACUCUUCCUUUGGGGAAGAUGAUCUCCUGAUUUUGGAACCACCUAUUGUUCUAGAAAAUAAGCCAGUUGCCCAGACCUCACACAAAGACUUGAAUUGGAAAUGUGCUUUGUCAAGUAUUUCUCUGAAGAUGUGAAGUCUGUCUUUGUAUGGCAGGAAGUCCCCUUUCACAAAAUUGUAUGUGUUUGUGUCUGAGAGAGAGAAAUGGAGACAGACAGAAAGACGGAGACAGAAGAGAGCCCCCUCAGAAGAGAGCUAGUUAAGUACGUUUUGGUUACUGAGACCCUCGAAUUCCCAUAUGAAUUGUAGCAGCAGCUAGUCAGUUUCUGCAGAGGAGCCCGCAGGGAUUGUGAUCGAGACCACGUUGAAUAUACGGAUCGUUCUGGGGAGCACUGCCAUUCCAAGAGCGCUGUCUUCUGAUCCAGCAAUGUGCUUGGUUUGUCUGUCCAGGUGCCCUCACCUCCAGUAGCAUCCAUCCAGACACCGGAACUGACACUGGCCGUGCUCAGAACUGCCUCAGCCCUGAAGACACAACUGACAAAUAGAAGGGGACCACGCCCUGUUACAGCAGGUGCUCUCACUUUCUGGAUCCUUAUGUAACUGAGCGGUGUCAAUCAGGAUUGCCCGUUUUACAUUGUGUGGCGCUGCUGCGGUGUCUCCUAGUUAUUUGUUUCUAAAUAGACUCCUAUUAGAAGAGGGGAAGUGGAGACAUAGAUAUUCUGCUGAGAUAUUGGUGUCAUCAUAUUUGAGUUGGAAAGGACUUACGACAGCAUAGAGUCGUACCUUUUUAUGGGUGAGAAUCCAUGAUAGUGUAACUUGGACAAGAACCCGGGUCUUCUGUCUUCAUGUCCACGCGGAUGAAGAGUGUAAGAAUGCCAGUGACUGAGUUAGAAGCAUGCUCCCAAGCUGUCCGUGUCCUUGCCAUUAAGAAGCGGACCCUGGAAGCUUCCAAAUUUCUCCAGAAUGCGUUCUACAUUCACCUUCGGCAGGUGACGCAUUCCUAGGAGAGAAUUCAGCAGUGCAGCAUCCUCUCCGAGCUCUAUGAUUUGAUCGGCUUCCACCGCAAGUCCGCCUUCUUCAAGCGGGUGGCCCCCGUGCAGCGCGCGGCCCCCGGCAUCCCGGAGCCUGGCGGGAAGGCCUGCUACCGACUCCUUCUGCAGACGCUUCCUGGCUACAGUCUGUCGCUGGAUCUGCAGGACUUCAGCAAAGGUGUUGGAACUAAAACAUUGCUUCAGUCCCUUUAACCAUGCCUGGUUUGGGCCCUGCUGUCCUGUCUCAUCAGGGUGAAUUCUGAUUCGUUUAGAACAGGGCUCAGCAGACUUUUUCUGUCAAGGACUUGGGAGUAAGUAUUUCAGGGUCUGCAAACCUCCUGAUCUCUGGUGCAGCUGCUCAGCUCUGCUGUUCAGACGCCAGAGCAGCCGGACAUUCCACACACCCACAGAGCAUUAUUAACAGCGGUGGCUGGGGCUGGAUUCGGUGUAUGAACUGCACUUUGUCCCCACAGCCUCCUCACUAUUGACGCCUGCACCAGAGCGUGCAUUUGCGACAAUGUGUGAACCUGCACUGACACGUCAUCAUCACCCAGAGCCCAGACUUGACACUAGGAUUUACACUUGGUGGUGUGCACUCUGUGGGUUUGGACAGAUGUCCAAUGACAUGUAUCCACCGUCACAGCAUCAUACAGAGUAAUCUGUCUUAGUGACCUUAAAAUGCUCCGUGCUGCACCUCAUUCAUUGCUCCUUCCCCUCUAGCCUCUGACAGCCACUGAUCUUUUAGUCUCUGUGGUAUUCCCUUUCCCAGAACACCAUACAGUUGGAAUCAGACAGUUGCGGAACCUUCCCAGAUUGGCUUCUUUCACUUAGUAAUAUGCAUUUAAGGUUCCUCCAUGUCUUUCCAUGCCUUGAUAACUCAUUUCAUUUUAGCACCAAAUAAUAGUCCAUUUUCUGGCUGGACCACAGUUUAUCCAUUCACCUACUGAAGAACAGCUUAGUUGCUUCUGAGUUCUGGUGAUUAUGAAUAAAGCUGCUAUUAACGUCUGUAUGCAGUUUUGUGUGUGGACAUAAGUUUCCAUUUUGUCGAGUAAACAUCAAGGAGCACAGUAGCCGGAUCAUAUGUUAGGAGUACGUUUAGUUUUGUAAAAAAUUUCCAGACCGUCUUCCAAAGUAUCUGGGCCAUUUUACAUUCCCACCAGCAAUGCAUGAGAAUUCCUGACGCUCCACGUCCUCACCAGCAUUCGGUGCUGUCAGUGUUCUGCGUUUUGGCAGUUCUGACAGGUGUGCAGUGGUACCUCGCUGUUUCAGUCUGCAUCCCCUUGAUGACAGAUGCUGUGAAGCAUCUUUCCAUAGACUUCUUUGGCAUCUAGAUUUCUUCUUUGAUGAGGUCUGUGUUCAGGCAUUUUGCUCAUUUUUUAAUCAGGUUGUUCAUCCUUCUUGUUGAGUUUAAAGAGUUUUUGGUAUAUUCUGGAUAUCAGCCCUUUAUCAAUGUGUCCCUGCCCUUCACCUGCAGCACCGGAGUUGUCCUUUGGGUCUCAGUGGAGUGUCAGCUCUUCAAAGAGGUUUCCUGUCUUCCCUCAGCCUAAAUACUGUCCUUGUAUUUUUCACUUUCAUUGACUCAUUUUGUUCUUUUUAAAUAGCAUUUCCCAUAAUUUGUAAGUACAUUAAAAAAAAGGGCAAUGAUUGAACACCACCUCCCCCACCAGGCUGUGUGCCCUGUGAGAGCAGAGGCCCUGUCCCCACUCAUCGUUUCCCAUGACAGCACAUGGCACAUGUCCAUGUAAAAGUGUGUAACGUGGGGCCAAACCUGAUGAGCAGCUAUGAUGACAUAUUUUGGCUACCAUUUAUUGAGUAGACUUUGUUUCUGAUGUUAAUUAUUAAAUCAUAUGAAUGAAACUUGUUUGUUUUGAAAAAUAAAACAACAAAGCACACCUCCA